ACGCCGUCGACGGCCCUCCCAUCCUGCCAUCCUGGCCGCUCCCCCAGGCGGAAUGGCCGCCAUUUUUAAUCGCAUUCCCUCCCGCCACCCUCGGCUCCAAUUACGUUGGGUCCAACUUCUCUGUUCGAUUCUGCUCCUCUGCCUGCUCGUAUCGCCCCCUCGCUCGCCUGCACGCACGCACGCACGCACAUCUUAUCCAGGGCCAUCUGCUGCCACCGCCUCGACCCUUCUCAACACUCCACACGCUGGGGCAUCUUAACCGAUAGACGGGCUGCUUCCAUACGUAUUCGACUCGACGACUCGCAUUUACAUCCUGCCCUCGCCAAGGAAGCCCUCGGGAGGAACGAAGCAAAGGUCAAACUCACCCUACUCCCCGCAGCGCCGGCACACCGCAAGAGCCGAUUGAUUGCUGCAUACCACAGCGGCGCGCCUCGCUCCUUUGGCACCCAACGCGUAUCGUCCACACGCGCUGCACGGCCCUUCUCUUGUCGCUCGCCUGUGUCUUCAGCGGACCCUUCCCCGUCGUCGCCGAGACCGAUAUAGCACCAGCGUAUUUUUCGCCGUGCCACGAACACCCGCACGGGCGGUCACCGUCGCCGCGCCCAACGAUUUGUCUGGCGAAUGCAUGACCUCGAGACCCGACAUUUAAUUACACGACCACGAUGCAACCAUACGAGCCGCCUAGUCCUGUCAUAACAUCCGACUCGCGUACAACGACGACUUGCAACUGAUCCCACGCGAAACGACACAACCCGACGCCACCAUGGCCCUGUGGCCCUUUCGCCGCAAGAGCUCUCGCAAGCGGUCCAGAAGCGGCGCGGCCCUCUCGGAUGGCGAGGGUCCGCAGCUUCACGGUCAUGACGAGGGCGUUGCCGCCGCGAGGGCCGCGUCCAAGAAGAAGCAGCGAACCGAGCCCGUCAAGCUCCGCCGCCGCCCGCGGACGUACAGCUUCUCGCCCGGUCGUAACGACUCGAUUCGAGUAGACAGACCCCAUGCCGCUCGCCAGCCAGCUGGUCGCGCCGGCGGCGCCGCUGAUACCGGUCAGCAGGAGCUCGGCUGGACGCGCACACCGACCCUUCACCACAGAAUCAAUCCGCCUCCCUCGAGAAGACGCAGCAGCAAGAGGAGGCGAGAGGACCACGAGAGAGAGGCCGAGAUCAAGGCUAUGAGCGCUCACAUGCCUACCCGGCUCGGCGUUGACGCCUCGACCACUGGAGGAGCCUUGACCAAGCAGAGCAGUAAGAGGGCCAAGACGAACGCCACCACGGGCCAAUGGGACAAACCCACGUCAAACAUCUCGCUGCCGCUCCCAGACUCGAUUCGCUCCAGCCGAUCGUCCGACUCCGACUUUGUCGCCUACAAAAUUUCCGCUCUGGAUUCCCUGGCGCCGCGGCCGACGCUUCGUUACGCCCAAGGGUCCCGAUGGACGCCCUCGCGAGCCUCCGACCCAGCCGCGUCUGGGACUCAGAAGAAGCGGAUUGCUGAGUGGGAUGCCAUUCCGGAGGGAGGUCUGGAUUCUCGCAAGCGUAUCGAUGACCUUGCCGACGGGCUCGACGCCAGCGACCUGCGAGAACUCAUGGAGCGCGACAACCGCAGACGUGAGAGAAAGCGCCAACUCGAGCAGGAGCGCGUCGAGCGCAGGCUGGCGCGCAGGGCCGAGAAGCAACGGCGAGACGAGGCAGAGGCCCGAAAGUCGGGGACGCCGCCGCCCGAGAAUCUCGAACGUGGUGUCCUGGGCCGUGAGCUGGUUGGGUUGGGCAUCGACCCACCUUCGGCUGUGGUAACCUCCUCCAAGAGACGAGCAUCACCCACGGGGGAGCCCUUGUCUGAAUUGGAACAGACAUCGUCUAAGGAGCCGUUAGAAUCGUUUCACCGCUCCGAGACUCUACCAAAAGAGGAGUCAACAGAAACCGACCAUCAAGCUGCCGCCGCUAGUACCGCGGCGCACACCAAGUUACCCGCUGCCCGUGAGGCCCAAGCGUCAACAGCAUCGCAGGGCUCCCUCCUCGGUGGGCUCCUACGCGCCAAAAAGUCGCUGUCCAAGUCGACCCUCGGCUCGGACAAGGACCGCAUGGUAGUCGACGAUGAGCCGCGCAAGGACUCAGUGGGCAGCAACAAGCAUGCUCGCCUGUCCAUUACCUCGUUUCUGAGAUGGGGAGGACGAAGCAGACGCAACUCCGGCCCGUCCUCGUUCUCCAACACGUCUCGCGAGGAGAUGCAAGCUGCCGCUCAAGCGCAGGCGGAGGCGCUCGCGAAGCUACAAGGCGAAGAUGUCUCGCACCCGAAUUACCUUGCCAGCAAAGUCGGUGCCGCACCUAAACGAACGCGGUCGCGGUUCCGCGAAGACCUCCCCGAUUUUCCGCUAUCCCCCCCCGACUCGCGUGUGCAGUCGCCCGAGUCGGAGCCGCCGCCUUUGCCCAUGGUUGCCGAGGUGAAGACGCCCGAGACAGAAUCCCGGCCGACCGUGUCGAGUCGCCUUGGUACGCCCUCGUCUGCGCCCCGACUUAUUGAGGGUGCCCAAGCCGCGUCCAGGUCAGACGAUAAGGUAUAUGGUGCCCAGUCGGUAGAGGAUCCAUACCAGUCCAUCUCACUCGCAUCCAUUGACUCCGAGGGAUCCUGGUUGUCUGGACGGAUCGGCAGCAAGCGGUCUGCCACUUUGCGGGACAGCAUUGCCAAGGCCAACCAUCGGGACCAUGCCAUGACAGAGUCUCCCUCCAGCGGCACGCCGGAUGAAGCGGCCAUUACCGACGACGACUACCUAUCGCGGUUAGCCCCGCGCCGACAUUCUGGCGUCGCGAUGGCUGGGCGGCCGUCUGGAGAGGGCCGACCCAGCAGUGACGAGGACGAGCCGAUGCGCGAGGGCGACGUCAAAUGGGGCGCUGUAGGGGCCAGACCCCAUCUCGUCCAGUACCACCUGCACAAUCGCGACACGAUGCGAAGCCACGAAGUCUUAAUGAACAUGGAGUCUGGUGACGAUGACAGCGAGGUCUCGCCCGUGUCGCCAGUCAGCCCAGUGAGCCUGGAAAAGGCCGAUGUCCAACGUGCCAGGAGCGUGAAUGUUGGUCAAGGUCACAGCAGGAACUUUAGCGCCGGGAGCGCCAGGCUUUUGGAUAUCUAUCCGAGAGAAUCUCUCGAAAAGCACUAGGUGUGAGGAGAGGGCAGGCGACCCAUUGGAGUGUUCUAACAAGAGCAGAGUCAGAUGCAGAGCAGCUUCCCACGCGUCGACAGCCAAAAUAUUGUUUGGCGGCAUCGCGAUACCAUACUCCACAGACCCGGGCGAAGAAUGCAGCUUCCUAUUUCCUUUGUGUUCGUCCAGCGCAUUCGACACUGACCGAAGUCACUCUUUUACUAUUUCCUUGGAUAAAGCAAAAAAUCCAAAAAGAAAAAAAACUUGGAAAACAAAGAAAGUCACAUCAAAAAAGGAUAAAAACUUGGAAAAUCACAACAGGAAGCUGCUGCAACUGACUCUGCUCUUUGUACGACACACUUCAUGGAGCCUGCCUUUCUCAACUGGUCGCAGCUCCAUGUUAUUGGACAUUUCUGAUUUUGCCUCGCUAUAUUAUUCGUACAUACACCGCAUAUGAUACCCGUGCGUCGGAAAGAGAUGGUCCCUUGAGCUUUUUUGUUUUGGAGGAUGGACAUGGUUUCCAUCUAGCAUCCAAUGCGUGGGAUCCUGGCCCGCGGGAUGGGUCGGUCGAGCAUGACGAGCGUGUCUAGUUGGAUUAUUAGCAAGGCGCGCUCCAAGGACUCGGGAUGCGGAUAGAAAAUGAAUGAUUUGAGUUGUCUCCCAA
Purpureocillium takamizusanense is the source of this 3791-nucleotide messenger RNA. RefSeq lists its product as uncharacterized. Lineage: Eukaryota; Fungi; Ascomycota; Sordariomycetes; Hypocreales; Ophiocordycipitaceae. The transcript has a single exon. Bases 764 to 3145 code for a protein of 793 amino acids. The record is from RefSeq and is a predicted model, not a curated record.